UGUUGAGUGCCUUCCACAUGAGUCGCAAGGCCUUGAAUUUGACAUGGUGUCCAAAGGGGAGCCAGCCUGGAGAGUGGAGAUCAGAUCUGAUGUGUUCACGAUACCUUGUGUUGCCACAUUCUACACGAAGUGGAGUUUCCUGAGGGCUUGUGGUUGCAUUCCAAAGGAGGCUGCUGAGAGUUCUGUGCUAGCGCUGGACCUUCCAAAGAAGAACAUUUUGCCUUCUUCCUUUGUGUUGGAGAAAUAAGAAAAGAGUAAAUGGACUUGCAAUAACUCCCAAGAGCACAGGCACGUUUUCAGACCAGAGUCCUGCUGCCUUUCUGACACUUGCUUCAGGGCCAAAGGGGUGAAAUAGGAACUUGAAACAACAGGAAUACCUCUGGGUGGGGCUGGAAGGACUUUUACCAGCCAGAGCCCAGGCUGAAGCUGGGUGGUGGGGAUCUCUGUUUCCCAAGAACUGUGUUUUCUGGACCAGGGGCUCGAUCUGAUUAUGAGUGACCAGCGGGGCCAUGUGAACAGCCUCUUCCUGAAUGAGGGGUCAGCCAAGCGUCUCAGGUCCAACAGCAGGGUGCAGCGCUUCCAACAAGCAGUGCAGGAGCGGGCAGCACGGGCCAAGAAGCGGAUGCACAGCAUCACCAAAGACAGUGCCAAGGGUUUCCUCAGGAGAAAUGCCUUUGUCCUCUUCACCAUCACUGCUGUCCUACUGGGGAUCAUUUUGGCCUUUGCCCUCCGACCCUACAAGAUGACCUAUCGCCAGAUCAAGUAUUUCUCCUUCCCAGGAGAGCUGCUGAUGCGGAUGCUCCAGAUGCUGGUUCUUCCCCUCAUUGUCUCCAGCCUGGUCACAGGCAUGGCCUCACUGGAUGGCAAAGCCUCUGGGAAGAUGGGGCUGCGGGCUGUAGUCUACUACAUGAUGACCACCAUCAUAGCGGUCUUCAUCGGCAUCCUCAUGGUGAUCAUCAUCCAUCCAGGCAAAGGGUCCAAGGACAAACUGCACCGGGAGGGCAAGAUUGAGCAGGUGCAAACAACUGAUGCCUUCAUGGACCUGGUCAGGAACAUGUUCCCACCGAACCUAGUAGAAGCCUGCUUCAAACAGUACAAGACGCAGUACAGCACCAGGAUCUUCACCAGAACCAUCCUCCACAGCAGCAAUGUCACAGCAGGGAGCACUGCCAACUCACAGGCUUCCAUGCCCGAGAAUGUCACCGGCACCCUGGAGAACGUCACACGCACCCUUAGGAGCCUGCAGGAAGUGCUGAGCUUUGAGGAAACCAUCCCCAUCCCCGGCUCAGCCAAUGGAGUGAAUGCGCUGGGCCUGGUGGUGUUCUCCGUGUGUUUUGGCCUGGUGAUUGGCAGCAUGAAGCAGAAGGGACGGGCCCUGCAGGAGUUCUUCAGCUGCCUCAACGAAGCCAUCAUGAGGCUGGUGGCCAUUAUCAUCUGGUAUGCCCCAGUCGGGAUCCUAUUCUUAAUCGCUGGCAAGAUUCUGGAGAUGGACGACUUAGCAGUGAUGGGGGGCCAGCUGGGAAUGUACACGCUCACCGUCAUUGUGGGGCUGCUCAUACACUCCCUGUGUGUCCUGCCACUGCUGUACUUCAUCGUCACCCACAAGAACCCAUGGGUGUUCAUCGCAGGUCUUCUGCAGGCCCUCAUCACAGCGCUGGGCACCUCCUCAAGCUCGGCCACGCUCCCCAUUACAUUCAGGUGCUUGGAAGAAAACAACGGGGUGGACAGACGCGUCACCAGGUUCGUUCUACCCGUAGGCGCGACUAUUAACAUGGAUGGCACAGCUCUGUACGAGGCUCUGGCAGCCAUCUUCAUCGCACAAGUCAACAACUUCGAGCUUGACUUCGGGCAAAUCAUCACAAUCAGCAUCACUGCCACUGCAGCCAGCAUUGGAGCGGCAGGCAUCCCCCAGGCAGGCCUGGUGACCAUGAUGAUUGUGCUGACAUCGGUGGGGCUGCCAACCGAGGACAUCACACUAAUCAUUGCGGUGGACUGGUUUCUGGACCGUCUGAGAACCACCACCAAUGUGCUAGGGGACUCCCUGGGAGCCGGGAUUGUGGAGCACCUGUCUCGGCAUGAGCUGGAUGCACAGGACAGUGAGCUUGGGAAUUCUGUGAUUGAGGAGAAUGAGAAGCCCUACCACCUGAUCUACCAGGCGAACACCCACAAGCACCGCAGCAGCGAGACAAUCAUGUGACGCCAGGGAGCAGGGUUCAGACUGAGCCUUUAAAAAGCUCAGGACUGGAAGACAAACCUCUCAGCAGCGGGGAAUGGAGAAAGAGCCAAGCAGAAGCAAACUCUCCUCCCCGCCAUUUCCCCACGCAGCCUCUUUUAAACCUAAGCUACAGAGAAAACAAAGACUUAACCCUUUCCUCACCUAGAGAGUUGGAUGUUCAUUGUGACCCUCCUAUUAGAGAAGCAGGACUGAGAGAUCCUGGCUUUGUGGCCCCACCCUGGACUAGACUAGGAAUGGGAGGAUAAUAGUAUUUAGAUUAGUAACUUUCUCCUCUGCAAGUUGAGACAGAAAGCUGGAGCAGCCUCUGUCUCCCAUUUCUAGACAUUGUCUGAGGCACCAUGUGUUUCAUUAGCAUCUUUCUUCACAUUUUUAUCUGCCUUUCUUUGCACGCUUGGCAUGUGAAGGGUUAAGAACCAAGACAAUAGGCAGCAACUGGCUCCCAGAAUUGGUUGGUAUUUUGCAGUAACCAACUAGGAUCUGGUUGCUUCCAUGGUACGUCCCUAUCACUAUACAGCAGCAUUUUUCUUAUGAAGUCCUGGCUUUCUAGUUUCUAGUGUGAUCCAGGAAUCGGACCUGAGUAUGUUACAAUCAAAGGUAGAGCUGUCUAGCAACUCCCCUGGUUCUCAGCUAAAGCACUACCUAACCAAUAACUGGAGCUAGAUUAAUGAUUUAAUUGUCACUGUGGCUGCAUAGAAGCAUUGUCACAAAAUUCUUAAUGGCUUGUCCUCUUGCAGAGAUGCAGAGUCAAACAGCUGGUCAGGCUCCACGGGUCUGAGGAUCACCACUGGGAACCCAGUUUAUGUUAGCAAGGGAUACACAAGGAAUCAGUGAGGAGCCCCCAGAAGAACUCCCCAACUUCUCAAGUGGCAAUUUUAUUUAUAUCAGAAUAGUAGCAGUGACAUCACAGCAGCUUGGGGUUCCUGAGGGCCUGUCUCAUGCAGUAUCCUGGCUACUUUGUUACAGGCAGCUCUCGGGGCUGCAUGGCUUUCACGGGGCUGGGAGACUGUGGACAGUAUGGACAUUCUGACUUUUCUUUUACUCUUAAGUUCAGGGCCGCCUGGGGGGGGGGCAAGUGGGGCAAUUUGCCUCGGGACCUGCAGGGGCCCCCACGA
Chelonoidis abingdonii (Abingdon island giant tortoise) is the source of this 3348-nucleotide messenger RNA. The record is from RefSeq and is a predicted model, not a curated record. Lineage: Eukaryota; Metazoa; Chordata; Testudines; Testudinidae.